AUGGAUAUCACAAAGUUUGUGGUAUCCGGCCGAGCCCAGGCCUUCGGCGACAAUGCGGUAUACAGGGGCCAACUCUCUCGCCGACUCCUAAAGUCCCGGAAAACGCUAGGCAUCGCAACCAGGAACCGCGGAAAGUACCAGAAGAAAGACGAGGUGACAGCAGAGCAAAUUAGGGAGAACCCCGAAUAUGUGCGUCUUCUGCUUCUUACCAGCGAGCGGGCCUGGGCCCAUGCCAUGAGUAUGAGGACCGCCCACAUGGCCGACGCCAAGGGAAUCGCCGGCCGGACGAGAUCCCACAUCAUCUCCCGGAUCGAAAAGGCGGCGCACACGGCCGAGCACCUCGUCUCAAUCCUCUCCGACUCUGAGGACUCCGGAGCAAAAUCGACGGAUAUCCUCGAGGCCUUCGCCUACGCAGGCAUGAUGCGCGGAGCGGCCAACUUCGAGAAGCAGAGCUGGGAGAAGUGCUUAAAGAACUACUCUGUUUCCCAUGCCAUCUACAGCGCGCUGAAGACGUCUUCUGCCGACGGCGAGACGUACAAGGAUCUCCUCUCCGAAAUCAUCGAUCCUUCGAUCCAAUUCGCCGCCUAUCAGCUCAAGACGCCCCGAACCGUGCCGGUCCAUAUCAUCGCUCGAAAAGCCUUCCCGACGUCCAACUCAUUCCUCGUGGAUGAGAUUAACGAACGGGAUCCGUCCGUGUUGAGGCAAGAGGACGCGGAGUCCAAGCAGGAAGCUGGUGUGGAGGAUGUGCCCAAGACGCUGGCGUGGCGGUCGAGAGAAGUACGCAUCGAGGACGCCGCGAUUGCGCUCGCCUGGAAAGCUACUCUGGCGGCAAAAGAGGCCCUCACGAGUAAGGUGGCUUCAUCAGGAUCUAUAGUCCCUAAAGAACUGGCCGGCGCAUACGAUGACAUCCUUACGGCUACCCAGGAUGCCGUUGACGCGACGAAACAGGCAUUGGAUGAGCUGAGAGGCGAGAACGUUCCGCAGACCGACCCUCGCAUGCAGAGUCUGCAGAUUACGCGUACAGCAGUUAACUUUGAGAUGAUAAGCUGGAGAGUAGGGCGCAACCGUGUUCUAACCGGACCCCACGAUGGCGCGCUUGAGGAUUAUGCCGAGUUAUCGAAGAGGGAAUUGAAGAAGAGGGCUAAGGCUAAGGAUGAGAACAAGCCAAGGGAGAUGAAGCUGAAGCAGAAACUCAACAAGUUAAAGGAAAGAGUUGCUCUCUACGAUGGCGCUCUUCAGAAUCUAGAGGAAGCCAAAGCCCUCCCUGGUGUACCUGCCGAUGAGGAACUAACACAGCGGCUGGAGGCAACCGAAAAAUACUUUACCGCACUCAAAGCCCUCUCCAUCGCCCGCUCCCACGCCCUAACCGGCAACAGACGUAACGCACUCGCCCUCCUCGCCCACGCCCACACCCUCGUGCAAACCUCCACACCCAUCCUCACCUCCCCGACGACCCCCAACUCCCCCCUCAACAUCCAAGUCUCCCCUACGGACCUCUCCUUCCUCGAAUCCCUCCUCGAUGGCCAAGUCCAGCGCUUCCGUGCCCUCGUCCACAUCGAGAAGAAGCUCGAGGAGAAUCCCCCAAAGUCCAGGGUCCAUCCUUCCGUCCCAUUGAUCGACCGUCUGCACGAGUGGCCCGCCGAGGGCGUCGAUCUCGAGAACCUUGUUGAGUGGCCGCCGAAGUUGCCGCUUAUUCCUGGGAAGCCUAUUUUCCUUGACGUGGCGUGGAAUUAUAUCGAUUAUCCUGGUAGGCGCACUGAAGAGGUUGAGGAGAAGAAGGAGGAAGAGGAGAAGGGCGAGGCUGCGAAGCCUGCUCCAGCGCCACAGAAGAGGGGAUGGUUCGGAUUUGGAAGGUAA
Molecule: messenger RNA, 1857 nt
Organism: Scedosporium apiospermum
Lineage: Eukaryota; Fungi; Ascomycota; Sordariomycetes; Microascales; Microascaceae
Product: Signal recognition particle subunit SRP68
Exons: 3
Coding region: 1-1857 (618 amino acids)
Biological process (GO): SRP-dependent cotranslational protein targeting to membrane
Cellular component (GO): signal recognition particle, endoplasmic reticulum targeting
Molecular function (GO): 7S RNA binding; signal recognition particle binding; endoplasmic reticulum signal sequence receptor activity
Source: RefSeq, a predicted model, not a curated record